Blepharisma stoltei is the source of this 1044-nucleotide messenger RNA. Lineage: Eukaryota; Ciliophora; Heterotrichea; Heterotrichida; Blepharismidae. The record is from the annotation of a GenBank genome assembly.
AUGGACACAACAACUCUCGUAAAUGAAUUUGUCAAAGCUUUUUACGAAGAAGAUUUCGAAAAAGAACUUGAUCUUUACUAUCAAAUCGGUAACAUCUAUUUAGACUCUCAACUUAGAACCAAUCUAGAUCUUAAACUCCUCUUGCGUAAUAAUAAUGAAUAUCAGCAUUUUUCUCAAGAAAUGGAUGAUGUAAGCUUAUACCAUUUUUUACAGAAUUUUCCAUUUUUUUAUAAAAAUAUUCAACAUCCAUCAAUUAAAUAAAAAAAGAAUAUUACUGGGCUACCUCAUCGAUGAAGAGGAUUGAGAGACAAUUGCGGAGAAAAAUGAGAUAUCAGUAUCAACAAAAAGAAAAGGAGAAGAUUUUUUUAUUAAAUGUCAAGCAACAAUUCAUUGUCCUGCAAUUAAUUUAUUUGCAAUUUUACGAGAGGUUGACUUGCUUCCUUCAUGAAUCCACACUGUAAAAAACAGUGAAGUUUUAUUUGAUCCUAGGGAAAACAGAAGAUUGCUGAGAUAUCAAUAUGACCUGCCAUGGCCACUGGUGAAUAGAGAAAGUAUUUUAGCUGCAAAAUAUAUCCCUAUGGAAGAGCUGAGGUCUAUUUUAAUUGUAAUGGGAAGCCCUAGACAUUCAGAUUAUCUUGGAUUUACGUUGCCAAGUCCAGAGAAAAAAACAAGAAUGACGAUACCACUGGGAGGAACACUUUUAAAAGCGACAGAAAAUAAUGAAUGUGAAAUUAUGCUUAUUUAAAACGAUUUAUUGCUGAAAAUAAGCAUAAAAUGUCUUAAUUUCUGAAAAAUUGGUGGUAGCUAUUGGUUUCUUAAUAUAAGUAUAUGUUUUUUAGCAAAACUAACACAGCAGUGGUAUUUUUUAUAUAGAAAUUUAUACCAAAAGCGAUUUUAAAUUACAUUACAAAAAGCAUGUUUUUUAAUAUGAUGUCAGAAUUAAAAAAUCAAGCUGAAAAGUUUGAUAGCGGGAUUUAUUUUGACAGGGUAAAAGAGAAACAAGAGUUUUAUGAGAGAAUGAAAGCUAUUUUCCAUGAGGAUUAA